CCCCGGGGAGGCCUGUGCCCGCCUGCAGGAGGCCUGUGCCCGCCUGCAGGAGGCCGCUCCCACGGGAGACGCCGGAGCCCCACGGGGGCCGGGUCCUGCGUCCUCACGGGCUGAGGGUCUCGGGAGAGACCAAACGGGACGAGCGCUCUCCGAAUCCCGCUCCCAUUCCUGUUCUGUGUUGACAGGGUCUUGGGUAGCCCAGGCUGGGCAUGGAGGCGUGUGCCAACCACGCCGGGCUCCAUUUAGGAUGUGAAAAUUAUUUUUGUGCUUGAAAUUAUAUGUGCUUGUUGUGAGUAUGCAUGCGCACGUGUGUCAUGGCGCAAGUGUAGAGGUCAGAAGGACAACUUCGAAAAGUCUGUUCUUCCCACCAUGUGGGUUCCGGGGAUGGCUCUCACUUCGUCAGUCUUAGCAGUAAGUGCCUUUUGAGCCAUCACACCGGCCCUGAUUUUAUGGAGGUGAAAAAGAAAAUGUUUUAAAUGUCCCUGUCUCAAAAAAAAAAAAAAAAUUAAGUGUUGGGUGCUGGAGAGAACUCUCAUUUGGAAUAGGUAACUCCUUCUCCAGGACAUCCUCCCUUGAACUAACACACAGGAAAAGUCUUUAAAAAAAUGCAUCUUUGUAUUGUGUAAAGACAUCUGAAGUUGCAUGAAAGCACCGUUAAGUUUUGAAGAUGCCAGGUGCCAAGAUGCCCCCUUGUGUGUUGAUGUGCUUAUUUUGUUCUUAGGAGACAGGGUCUUUCUGUGUAAUCUUGCCUCAAACUCUUGAGUGCCAGGAUAUCAGCUGUGAGCCACUGAGCUCUGCUGUGGAUAUGAAAGAUGAUUUGUAAAAUAAUAUUUCAUAUAUUGUGCUCCCAGUUUUGUGGGGAUAUACAUGUAGGCUGACAGCCAGACUGCCCUUUGCCUGAGAAUGUGGUUGGGCAUUUUUAAAAUGGGAAUUUUUCUUCCAUGUUUUCUCAAAGAAUGAAGAGUGAGCCAGGAGUGGUGGUAUAUGCCUUUAACAAACAGAUUAACGCCAGAUAUAAAAUUAGAAUUAACAUGUGGCCACAUCCCAUCUGUUUUUGCUUUUUUAAACACUAUGUGCUUCUGACUGGCCUGGAAUUCACUAUGUAUAUUAGGCUAGCCAAGAACUCAGAACCAUCCUCCUGCCUCUAUCUCCUGAGGGUUGAGAAUAAAGGUAUGGGCCACAACACUCAGUAGUUGGUUUUUGAGACAGAGUUUCUCUGUGUGUUCUUGGCUCUCCUGGAAUUUGAUAUGUAGACUAGAUUGGCCUCUCUCUCCUGAGUGCUGGGCCACCACCACCAGCUUAUCUUUUUUUUUUAAGUGAUACAUUAUAAACCGGAUAUAGCACAAUGUUAACAUUUUUCUCCCAAGUGAAUGGAUUUUAGGUGACUUAGUUUUCUACCUGUGUAUAACUGGGUAGGGGUAAGCUUCAGGUGAUUCAUGAUCUUUUUGAUAGGAUAAUUAGUGAGCACAAGUUUUGAUUUACGUUAUUUGUAAUCUCGAACUGUCAAGAUGGCUCAGUGAGUAAAGGCAUCUGCCGCCAAGCCUGAUGAUGGGAGUUCAGUCCCCAGGACUCACACCACUCCUGUGCUGUGGCACUUGCAUGUGUGUGUACCCAGAUGUCUUUAAGAAGGCACUUGUGCAUACCCAAAUCCCAUACUGUUUGCUUGUGUGAAGGAUGGAUGGCAGUUCUAGGUUGUGAGUGGUCGUGUCCCAUCCCCAACCCAACCCAGGCCCCCAGACAGGGUUUCUCUGUGUAGCUUUGGCUGUCCUCAAACUCAGAGAUCCAACUGCCUCCGCCUCCCCUGGGAUUACAGGUGCGUGCCACUGUGCCCGGCUAGUUGUGAGUGGUCUUAAUGAGCCUUUGAUGGUUAGUCCUAAGAAAUUAAAUUGUCUUCUUCUACCUCCCUCACUUGACAAGCCAAAUCCAACUUUCAAUUUAAGUUUUUCAGAUAUCACCUCUGCUCUCCAGUGGUUGGCUAAGAGCUUGGAGCAAGAUGAACUUGCUGGUGGCAGUAUGGAGCAAUGAGGGUUCACACACACACAGUUAGUUACUUGAUACCAACAGUCUGAAGACAAGUGUUCCGUCCUUAGUUCUGAUAUAUCAUAAUGGACUUUGACAGAAUUGGUCUCUUCAUUGCUUGAAAUGAGGCACUUUUUGCCAUCUGUGGAAACUUACCUGUAAUUCAUUUUCCUUGCUGCAGUAUUGAGAAUUAUACCAAAGCGAAAAGAUAUGAAUGAAUAUCCUAAAAAAAGAAAAAGGAAGACUUUACACCCUUCUCGUUAUUCAGGGCCAUGCUGUAUGGCCCAGCCUGGCCUCACUGCUGAUCCACCUCAGCCUCUGCAGCGCUGACACUCUAGAUUCUUCUGGAAUAAGCAGAAUCGCAGAUGGAGUCAGUGGGAUCUUUUCUGAUCAUUGUUACAGUGUCUGCUCUAUGAGACAGCCAGACUUAAAAUAUUUUGACAACAAAGAUGAUGAUUCUGAUCCUGAGACAUCAAAUGACUUGCCCAAAUUUACAGAUGGAUCCAAGGCCAGAAACAGGAAUCAGAACUACCUGGUUCCCAGCCCCGUUCUUAGGAUUCUAGACCACACUGUCUUUUCCACAGAAAAGUCUGCUGAUGUUGAGAUCUGUGAGGAAGAGUGUGACUCACCUGAGUCAGUGCACCAGAAUACUCAAGAGGAGAACCCUAUAGAGGUUCAUACCUCAGAAGACGUCCCAAUUGCUGUAGAAGUCCAUGCAAUUUCUGAAGAUUAUGAUAUAGAGACAGAGAACAAUUCCUCUGAGAGCCUCCAAGACCAGACUGAUGAAGAACCACCAGCUAAACUCUGUAAAAUACUUGACAAGAGCCAAGCUUUGAAUGUGACUGCCCAACAGAAGUGGCCUUUAUUGAGAGCCAACAGCAGUGGCCUCUAUAAGUGUGAACUUUGUGAAUUCAACAGUAAGUAUUUUUCUGACCUAAAACAACACGUGAUCCUGAAACACAAGCGCACUGACUCGAAUGUGUGUCGGGUGUGUAAGGAAAGUUUCUCCACCAAUAUGCUGCUUAUUGAGCAUGCCAAACUUCAUGAAGAAGACCCCUACAUCUGUAAGUACUGUGAUUACAAGACAGUGAUCUUCGAAAACCUCAGCCAGCACAUUGCAGAUACCCACUUCAGCGACCACCUUUACUGGUGUGAGCAGUGUGAUGUGCAGUUCUCUUCAAGCAGUGAGCUCUACCUGCACUUCCAGGAGCACAGCCGUGACGAGCAGUACCUGUGCCAGUUCUGUGAGCAUGAGACCGGUGACCCUGAGGACUUGCACAGCCACGUCGUCAAUGAGCAUGCUCGAAGACUGAUAGAGCUCAGUGACAAGUGCAGCGGUGGUGGGCAUGGGCAGUGCAGCCUUCUAAGCAAGAUCACCUUUGACAAAUGCAAAAACUUCUUCGUGUGUCAAGUAUGUGGCUUUCGGAGCAGGCUUCACACAAAUGUGAACAGACAUGUUGCUAUCGAGCAUACCAAAAUAUUCCCUCAUGUUUGUGAUGACUGUGGGAAGGGCUUUUCCAGCAUGUUGGAAUAUUGCAAGCAUCUAAAUUCACAUUUAUCUGAAGGGAUUUAUUUAUGCCAGUAUUGUGAAUAUUCAACAGGACAAAUUGAAGAUCUUAAAAUUCAUCUAGAUUUCAAGCAUUCAGCUGACUUGCCUCAUAAAUGUAGUGACUGCUUGAUGAGGUUUGGGAACGAAAGGGAAUUAAUCAGCCACCUUCCAGUCCACGAGACUACCUGACUGUUAGCUUUACGUAAUGUUUAUGUAAAAGAAUAAAUCCUUUUCUAAUGUUAAAGUGGGUAAGCUCAAACACAACUUAUAUAAUUUGCCUUUGACAAGUUUUCUGACUUAGUUUUUCUGACAUUACUGUAUUUUUGAGUAUAUAAUUAUACUUAAUGGUGGUGUUUUCAAUUGCAUGACAGUCCGUAGUUGUCACUUUCGGUGAGUUUCUUGCUCCAACUUAAUGAAUGGAAACAAAGGUACUGAAGAAACUGA
Molecule: messenger RNA, 4012 nt
Organism: Meriones unguiculatus (Mongolian gerbil)
Lineage: Eukaryota; Metazoa; Chordata; Mammalia; Rodentia; Muridae
Gene: Znf639
Product: zinc finger protein 639
Exons: 8
Coding region: 2234-3757 (507 amino acids)
Biological process (GO): regulation of transcription by RNA polymerase II
Cellular component (GO): nucleus
Molecular function (GO): RNA polymerase II transcription regulatory region sequence-specific DNA binding; DNA-binding transcription factor activity, RNA polymerase II-specific
Source: RefSeq, a predicted model, not a curated record